AUGUUCCGCUAUCGGACGACCCUUUUCCAGUUGCAACAACAUCGUCAUUUCUACCAGCAACAACAGCAAAAAUCUACAGUAAACGCCAAUGGGCACACGUCAACUAUAGAAAAUGGCAGUAUCUUUGGUGGUAACUGGAAGAUUCCAGCCACAUUAGGCUUUGCACUCAUUGGGUUUUUACAAUGGCAGCACUUGAACCACCCAACGGAUGAAGAGCGUAAGACGCAACGGGCGAUGGCUCUUCGUCGUCUUCCUGGUAGUCUUACGUCGUUUGAAGACACGAUGGCCACGGAGCGUCAGUUGCAGUCGCUCAAGCUCUUUCCAUAUCGAGCUGCUAGUCGCCUAUGGGGACGAGUUCAUGAAAAAGAGCUACCAGUGUGGCUGCGUGAACCUGUGUACAAGGCGUGGACCGCCGUAUUCGACUGCAAACUGGACGAGAUGAAAUAUCCGCUUCAAAAAUACGCUAAUCUCGGUGAAUUCUUCUCGCGGCCGUUAAAAGAAGGUGUUCGUCCGUUUGAUAAGACUAAAGGUCAUCUUGCCAGUCCUGUGGAUGGAACGGUAUCCUCGACCGGUGAGGUCAAUGACUCGAACAAUGUGCCGACUCUGGAACAGAUCAAAGGUGCACGCUACAGACUAGACGAGUUCCUUGGUAACCUGCCAUCGUUUUUCACCAGAAAGUCGUCGGGUAAAAAGCUAUUUUAUUGCGUCCUGUACCUUGCACCAGGAGAUUACCAUCGUAUCCACGCUCCUGUGGACUGGCAGGUCGAAGAGCGCCGUCACUUUCCAGGAAACCUCUUUCCUGUUAACCAGAGUGCUGCUCGGCUUAUCCCGAGUCUCUUUGUGGAAAACGAGCGAGUAGCUUUGCUCGGUGAAUGGGAACACGGCUUCUUCUCUCUUACUGCUGUUGGCGCCACCAACGUGGGUUCGAUAGUUAUCACGAAGGAGCCCGAUUUUUGUACCAACACGGCCGCACAGGAUCCCCUAGUGGGCAAGUGCAUUACUAACAGCUACGACGACAAGCUACAUGCAACGUGCGGCGAAGAAAUGGCACAGUUCAAGCUGGGCUCUACAGUUGUGUUGGUCUUUGAAGCUCCCGAAUCGUUCCAGUUCACUAUCACGCCGGGUGACAAGUUAAUUCUUGGCAAAUGCAUCGGAAAGGUAGUGAAACAGUAG
Peronospora farinosa is the source of this 1173-nucleotide messenger RNA. The record is from the annotation of a GenBank genome assembly. Lineage: Eukaryota; Oomycota; Peronosporomycetes; Peronosporales; Peronosporaceae.